AUGUCGACGGAAAUUUCCCUGAUCAGACGUGAGGACAUGACUAGAAGAAACUGGACAGCUUUCACUUCGUAUUUUCUCGAGUGCUUGUAUAAUUCUCUUCGUAUCUUUCUCGACUCUUUGUAUCUCUCUUUUGUAUAUUUUCCGAAUGUUUGUAUCUUUCUCUUUGUAUCUUUUCCGCCAGUUUGUAUAUCCCGCUUUGUACCUUUCCCGACUGUUUGUAACUUUCACAUUGUGUCUUUCCCGGCUGUUUGUAUCUUUUACUUUGUUUCUUUCCUGAGUGUUUGUAUCUUCUCAACGUAUCUUUCCCGUCUGCUUGUAUCUUUCUAUUUGUAUUUUUCUCGUCUGUCUGUAUCUUUCCACUUUAUAUCUUUCCCGACUCUUUGUAUCUUUCUGUUUUUAUAUUUCCCGAUUGUUUGUAUCUUUCUCUUUAUAUCUUUCCCGAUAUUUUGUACCUUUCUCUUUGUACCUUUUCCGACUCUUUGUAUCUUUCGCGACUGUUCGUAUCUUUCUCUUCGUAUCUUUCCCGACUGUUUGCAUUUUUCUCUUCGUAUCUUUCCCGAUUGUUUGCAUCUUUCAUAUUUUAUCAUUCUCUGCUGCGCAUGA
Acanthosepion pharaonis is the source of this 603-nucleotide messenger RNA. NCBI's taxonomy places the organism in Eukaryota, Metazoa, Mollusca, Cephalopoda, Sepiida, Sepiidae. The record is from the annotation of a GenBank genome assembly.